AUGGGAUCCUCUAAUGGAUCCGCUGGUGGUACAACUGGGGCAACUCUAGGACAUCCUCGUGCCCUACCUUGGGCCGGUGCCCUCCCCCGGCCUCUGCCUCGACCUCUAGCAACAGAGGGAGCAGCCCCUCCCGGGUCUGGAACGUGUGCUUUGGACGUGAUCAUGAAGCAGGCCCUUGGUCUUGGGAUUUUCUUCUCUGCUUCUAGUUCCAAUCGACUCCAAGCAUUUUGUGAUGCUGACUGGGCCUCUUGUCCAGAACUUAAUGCCCCACUCCAACUACCAGCGCAAAUGUACUGUGACAGCAAAUCAGCUAUUCAGAUUGCUGCUAACCAUGUGUUCCACGAGUGCACUAAACACAUCGAUAUUAACUGCCACUUCAUUCGUGAGAAAGUUCUUCAGGGACUUAUGGAGACAGUUGACUUAGCUUCUGCUAAACAACAAGCUGAUAUACCCACUAAGGGGCUUAGCAGGCAUCAACACCACUAUUUGCUAUCCAACCUAGGGAUGAAGAACAUCUUUAUUUUUCCUAACUUGAGAGGGAGUGUAGAAGUAUUAGACAAUUGUACCAAGGUGCCUUAG
Molecule: messenger RNA, 579 nt
Organism: Nicotiana attenuata
Lineage: Eukaryota; Viridiplantae; Streptophyta; Magnoliopsida; Solanales; Solanaceae
Exons: 3
Coding region: 1-579 (192 amino acids)
Source: RefSeq, a predicted model, not a curated record